GGCGUGGAGACGCUCCCGCGCGGGCCACGGCCGCGCAGGCGCACUCGGGGCGCCUGCGCCAAGCCGCGCCUUCUUUUCUCGCGUGUCCGGAGUCCGCGGUUCGCGAAGUGCCGUUGGGCCUCUCAGGUGCUUACAGUCUGGGGUCGCGGACCCCUACCAAGAUUCAGCAGCACGGAGGUGCAGAGUAUCGCGGAGGGGCCGGGGCCGGGCGCUGCUGGCGGCGUGCCCCGGCCCGGGGCUCCGGGCCCUGCGGCGGCGCCGGCCCGAACUCCAGCCACUGUCGGGGCCCCGGCCUCGCAGUUCACCCUGCUGGUGAUGCACUCGUGUGGGGCGCAGGACGAGGCUGCAGCCGAGGGCGUCCUGAGGCCGGCCCAGGGCGCGGGGGGCUGCGUCGGAUCGGGCAAGCCGGUUAGGUACCUGUGUGAAGUGGCAGGGGAUGUGGACGAGGAGGCCGGGGAGGACGAGGCUGACUUGCUGGACACUUCGGACCCCCCCGGGGGUGGCGAGAGCACGGCUAGUUUGGAGGAUCUGGAGGAUGAGGAGACCCACUCAGGGGGCGAGGGCGGCGGCGGAGCAGCGCGGAGGCGAGGCGGCGGCGGGAGCGGCACCAGCAAGACUUGCACGUAUGAGGGCUGCAGCGAGACCACGAGCCAGGUGGCCAAGCAGCGCAAGCCGUGGAUGUGCAAGAAGCACCGCAACAAAAUGUACAAGGACAAGUACAAAAAGAAGAAGAGCGACCAGGCCUUGAAUUGCGGUGGGGCCGCCUCGGCCAGCAGCACCGGAAACGUUAAACUGGAGGAAAGUGCAGAUAACUUACUCUCCAUUGUUAAACAAAGAACUGGAUCUUUUGGGGAUCGUCCUGCAAGACCUACUCUUUUAGAACAAGUGCUAAAUCAGAAAAGACUGUCAUUACUGAGAAGUCCAGAAGUAGUGCAGUUUUUACAGAAACAGCAACAACUAUUAAAUCAGCAAGUUUUGGAGCAAAGACAGCAGCAGUUCCCAGGAGCACCAGUGUGAGGGAACUUAUCAAGAAUAUCUACAUGUUUUUUUAUCUUAUUGUAAUAGAUGAACAUAUUUUUAUACUAAAGAUCAAUGGUAAGAUAUGCCAGUAGAACAUAAACAUUUCCUGUAAAUGUAUGUGAGCAUUUGAGGAUAAAUAAGUAUUGCACUUUGUGCAUUUGAUCCUUUCAUAUCAUCAUAAGUUUGAAGAAAUUGGCUUAUAUUUCCAAAGAAACAUUUAAUUACAGUGGUUUUUAAAAUAUGUUUCUCUUCAGUCAUUGUUACUGAAGAUAAUGAAACAGUUACUUUCUGUGGAAGUCAUGAAGUUAAUAUAUAAUAGUCUUGAAUCAUCUAAGUCAGUGGUUCUCAUCAAGUGGCAUUUGGAAAUGUUUGAGUAUGGUUUUCAGUUGUCACAAUGACUUUGAAGACUGUGAGAUUUUAGUGUGUGGGCCAAGAAAGCUAGAUGUUCUGCAGUUCCUCACAUAGUCCCACUUGACUAAGAAUUAUUUCACCCACAAUGUCAAUAAUACUCCUCUUAAAACACUGAUAGCUACUUGUGGUGCUAACAUGUAGUUGGGGAACCUAGAAUUGAGUUUUCAUAAUAACCUUUCUUUGCAGUUAAUACUGGAGCUGUCAAAAGAGGUAAGCAUGUUUUGUAUCUCUAAGGAAAGUGCCCACUGUUUGCAUGUUAAAUCAAUGAGGUGCUGGUAAAACCUAAAAGAGGGACUAAAUAUAGUGGAAUAAAUGCAUCUCUAAAGUCAGCCUGUCAAUUUCCUGUUACCUUUCAGUGUUGCUGUCUCUUAAAGCAGACACUCUUAUAUGUUGAAUUGUAAACAGGAUAGGUGGAUCUCAGCCCACCAAUGACAGGGCAGAAUUAUUUUUCUUAUAUUCAUUUUCUAUUAAAAAAAUUAAAAGGAGGUCCUGCAAAUAAGAAUAACACUCCAGCAUUUUGUCAGUGUUUUUCAAAAUUGAGCUAUUUGACAACUAUGUUGUUCCUAAAUACUGUUUAAAGAAUGAUAGGUGAUCUGGAUAGGUACUUUUUUAUUGUAUUUUCUCCUAGGAAAACCCUAAAAAGGCAAACCUACUAAUAAGAGUAACAAGUCAAAUGUUAAAAGAGUAUAUUCCAGUAUUAGAAUAAUAAAUAUAUGUGUCUCAAGAUGAACUGUGCAAAAGUUGUGAAUUUUGUGGUUUUUAAGCUCUGAAAUAUGUGUCAUGUUAAAGCAAUCAUGGCUGUUCUAAGAAGUACUUGUAGAGAGAAUGUUAAUUUUUUAACGUGUGUUUUAUACUUACAUAUCUGUGCAUAAACAGUGUUAUCAAGAUUAUUCAUUAAAGUCCAAUUUUAUUGACCUCUGAAUUGUUUAGUUUACUUACUCAGUUUCUUUAAUUGCUUCACACUUAGUUAAGAAGAAUUCAUUUACUUUUUAUUUGUAACUUCUUGUUUUCUGUCAUACUUAUGGUGUUAGAAGCUUUAUUGAAUCCCUAGAGCUUAAGGUACCUUUCAUGGUGAAGAAAACUUAGCUUAUUCCUCUUCAAAUGGAAUAAGAAUAGGAAAGAAGAGAAAAAAUAGGGUAAUGAGAGCUGAAUAGAAAGAAAAAUGACUGCAUUUAUAUGUUUAUAAGAACUUGUGAGGAUUAAUACAGGGAUCUUUAAAAAGUUUAUGGAAAAUAAUUUUUUUAAGAUUUUUUAAUUUUUUUAUUUAAGAAGUAGAGUUACAGACAGAGAGGGAGAGAUAGAAAGAAAGGUCUUCCACCCACUGAUUCACUCCCCAAAUGGCCGCAAUGGCUGGAGCUGGGCAAAUCCAAAGCCAGGAACCAGGAGUAUCUUCUGGGUGUCCCAUGUAGGUACAGGGGCCCAAGCACUUGAGCCAUUUUCUACUUUCAACUGCUAUCCCAGGCCAUAGCAGAUAGCUGGAUUGGAAGAGGAGCAGCUGGGACACAAACUGGCGCCUGUAUGGGAUGCUGGUGCCUCAGUCAGAGGCUUGGCCUACUACACCAUAGCUCCAGCUCUGGAAAAUUUUAUAUUGUUAAAAACUAUACAUGGAUUUCAAAAAUUUUUGUUCUAAAAUAAAGUUCCUUUAAUUCCAUUUUUCUGUGAACUUUUUGAAAUAGCAUUGCAGUUGUUAAACGUGAGGGUAAAUAAUUUAGAGGCUUAAAAUCUUUUCUUCAAGGUAUUUUCGAGAAUAAAGUAGUUGCCCAUCUAUGAAUUUUGGUAGAAAUAGGACAGCAUUAAACACAAUUUAGCUAUUGUCUGCCACAUUGGAAGUGUUUUACCCUUUAUAACUAUCAAUAAAGCAAAAAGAUUUUUACUUAUUUAUGAAAGAUUUAUUGCAGUUUAUCUCAUUUCUCACCCUUAAGUUUUCUCACCACCUUUGCCAAGUGACUACAGUUCUGCCACAAAGAGAUUAUUGAGCUUAUUUACCUGGCACUUAAAUCUGGAAGACUGUCUUAUGAUUUGUUUUGACCAAAAAAGAAAGAGAGAAAGAGAGAGAGAGAGAG
Molecule: messenger RNA, 3494 nt
Organism: Lepus europaeus (European hare)
Lineage: Eukaryota; Metazoa; Chordata; Mammalia; Lagomorpha; Leporidae
Gene: RFXAP
Product: regulatory factor X associated protein
Exons: 3
Biological process (GO): regulation of transcription by RNA polymerase II
Cellular component (GO): nucleus
Source: RefSeq, a predicted model, not a curated record